Microsporum canis CBS 113480 is the source of this 567-nucleotide messenger RNA. RefSeq lists its product as uncharacterized. Bases 1 to 567 code for a protein of 188 amino acids. NCBI's taxonomy places the organism in Eukaryota, Fungi, Ascomycota, Eurotiomycetes, Onygenales, Arthrodermataceae. The record is from RefSeq and is a predicted model, not a curated record. The transcript has 2 exons.
AUGCUGUUUCUCUGCUGUUUCCCUACUUCCCAACAGCCGAUGCUAAAAGAGAUCCCGGUCGUUGCCUCGGAUGAGGGCUUUCUUACAAGACCAUAUAUGCCUAAGACGUCGGUAACAUGCUGGGAUGACUACUUUCGGGGUAACAAUAGCAUGCAGACUGAAGACGCACCCCGUACUUCUUUCGAAGAUCCGCAGUAUCUAUCAGCACCGCCGAGCCGACAUACUCAAAAUUCCAAUAAGCCUAGCAAACUAAGGGGCCUUCGGUGGAUUAUUUAUCCUCUUUGCGAGUGGUCGUACCCUCUUCCCCUAGGAGCUGAUGUCAAUAUUACUUGCCCAAAUACACCCGGGCUGAUGGAGUCAAAAGUAACUCCAGUGGUUGUAGAGUGUUUUCGCCCUUAUCCACCUGGUUUACGCAAAGCGACUUUCACCUUCGAGGCUUUGGGAGAGAGGCAGACCCAUUCCAUUGAAAAAAUAUGUAGGGACCACGGGUUGAAAGCGGCGGUUAUUAACUGGAAUCCCAGUUACAAGUGCGAGCUGGGAAAAAUCAGUAAACUCACUAGCCUCUAG